AUGAACAAAGAGAUCCCCUUUUCGACAUUCUGCAGCCGCACGAGUACCGAAUCGACACCAGACUACUACUUGAAUGAAUAUUCUGAUUCACCCAGGACGGCUGCGUCUAGCCGUAACGACUGUGAUGAUCAUGUCGGAAAUGUGAGUAGCACCACAUUUGACAACCGGCAGUUGUCCUCGGCUGACUCGUACUGCGCCUCCCGUGACCCUCCCCCAACUGCCACAGCGAGCAGAGCAAAACCACGAGGCAUCACCUUGACCAACUGA
This is a messenger RNA of Penicillium oxalicum, 267 nucleotides long. RefSeq lists its product as uncharacterized. The transcript has a single exon. The record is from RefSeq and is a predicted model, not a curated record. Bases 1 to 267 code for a protein of 88 amino acids. Lineage: Eukaryota; Fungi; Ascomycota; Eurotiomycetes; Eurotiales; Aspergillaceae.